Molecule: messenger RNA, 2097 nt
Organism: Eutrema salsugineum
Lineage: Eukaryota; Viridiplantae; Streptophyta; Magnoliopsida; Brassicales; Brassicaceae
Product: decapping 5-like protein
Exons: 7
Coding region: 115-1830 (571 amino acids)
Biological process (GO): cytoplasmic stress granule assembly; P-body assembly
Cellular component (GO): P-body
Molecular function (GO): mRNA binding
Source: RefSeq, a predicted model, not a curated record
UUUUUCAAAAAUCAAUAUUGCAACUGGAGAGAAAGAGGAAGAACCCUAAUCGAUUUACAUGCUCUGAUUCGUUCUACUUUUUCGUUGUUUCCUUUCCACAAAAUAACCUCUAAAAUGGCGAGUGAGAGUUCCCAAUCUUCCUCGCCAUCCCCGUCGCCGUCUCCAUCUCAAUCUCCGUCAUCUUUACCUUCUCCGUCGCUGGGAAACAAUGUCGGCGAUACGUUUAUAGGGAGCUUCAUCAGUCUAAUUUCUAAUUCCGAGAUCCGUUACGAAGGCAUUCUGUACCAUCUCAACGUUCAGGACUCUACGUUAGGUCUGAAGAGCGUAAGAUCUUGUGGAACGGAGGGGAGGAAGAAAGAUGGGCCGCAAAUUCCACCAUGUGAUACAGUUUACGACUACAUUCUUUUUCGCGGAAAUGACAUUAAGGAUCUGCAAGUUAACCCUUCUCAAAGUGGACAGGACAUCAAUCAGUCCUCUCACUCAAGGCCAGUUAUAAGCUCUCCUCUUUCUGGAUACGAUAGUGGUUACGGUUCGGGUAGAGGAGCACAGUGGCCCCAUACACCUGCUUUGACUAGUAAACCGGUUCCUACCACACAGCAUUCCUCUGUCCCUUUAAGUUUCCAGCCUCCUUCAGCUAAUGCUAGAAGCUUGACGGAAUCACCAGCAAGCCUUACUGGUCCAACAAAUACUUUUCAGGCAACUCAAAGUAAUGCUGGUCCGUCUAUGCCCAUGCCUUCUUUUGUGCAAGGAAACAAACUACCUUCCAGUGGUAUCCCUCUUGGUAUGAUGCACAAGGCAAUUUCAUCCCCCUCUACGAUGCACAAUGAUCCACAGAUUGUAGAUAUGUUUUCUUCACCAAUCAUGGGGUUAGUAGAUGAUACAUCACAGGUUGUUACUCGUACACCCGACGUUGCUUCUAAUCCAGCACAAUCCUCUAACCCUUCUCCCCUUGGUCAAGCUCAACGCCACGCUCCACCUGGCCUUGCUUCAUCACCCUCCAACCUUUCUCCACUCUCUGAAGCACAGCUUUCUGCUCCAUAUAAUCAGAACGGUUACCCCAUUGCACCCCAGGCUGGUGGUAAAGUUGUCUACGACUCUCGGUCUAAUCAUCCUAACCGAUCUAUACCUUACGAGUUACCGGCUGUGACUUAUGGCUCAGCUCCUGUGAUUCCUGGUCCGUUUUCGAAUUCGCCUCAGUCAUUCUUGGGCAUGGAGCCGUUACUGCAAUCUAGGCAGCAGAUGGUCAAUAGGGGUCAAGAGAUGUUUGGUGCAACUAACCCGGCAUCAAUGGAUGUGCCAUCACGAAGUCUUGCUACCACAUAUCAAGCGCCAUUGCUGCCUCUUCCAGUUUCAGCUCAUCAGCCCCCGAUCCCUAGUUCUAGCAUUGAGUUCACUGAAGAAUUUGAUUUCGAGGCGAUGAAUGAAAAGUUCAAGAAGAGUGAACUAUGGGGGUUUCUCGGAAAAAACAAUCAAGUUAAUCACAGGGACGAAACUGCAGUUGCGCCAAGCGAAGAAGAGAAGGCAAAGCCUGCUUAUAACAAGGAUGACUUUUUCGAUACAAUCUCGGUCAAUUCACUUGACCGUGUGGCUAGAAACGGACAACAACAACAACACGUCCAGUUUCCAGAGCACAUGAGACAAGAUCCUCAGGUAUUUGGUAACCAUUUUCAAAGGCCGCUUCAACCACAACCAGGCCAAGGUGCAUAUCUCGCUGCACAAACCAAUUACAGAGGCGGAUAUAAUAAUAACAACAACAACAACUACUACGCAAAUUCGGGUUAUGGUUACUACUCUGGUGGGAGAGGCCGAGGCAGACACUCACAUUUCUGAUCUGGUGAAUUUCUGUCUUCCUAAAAUAGAGCUUUUGUUGUUCACUCUCGCACUCGCACUUUCUUUUGCUUACUUCUCUUUUCGAAUUCACUUUUUCGAGUAAAAAAACAGUUUUUACGGUAACUAUAUCUCAAUAUUGUUAGGCAUAUCAUAUUUGCAAGUUCCAAGUUCCUAUUUUUUAGUCUGUCUGAUGAGCUUAACCCUCAGGAGAGAAUGUUGGUUCUCCAUGUAGAGAAAAAAACAAAAAGUACUAUGAACCUUUUGGUA